UAUGUUGUUGCUAGGUUGUUAGCUAGAGAUUUCUCCAACUAGUCGUUUUGCCAUUUUUCCUCUCGAAAUCACCAAGCCCUGCAAACACCGUAAUACCGAAAGAAUGACGCAUGUAUGCAAGGGUGCAUUUGAAUUUUAAACAACCAAACAGCUUUGCUUUAUGCUCGGGUUAAGCAAACAGCGUCGGACUCAACGACCAACAUAGAGGCGCAAAGUCGACGUCUGCUAACAUAGCAUCUUCGUAAAGCAGCUGGCAUGUCAACAGUUUGCCGCAGGGUGUCUUACUGCAGGGAUUUAGUUUUUUGGGUAUUUCGUGGACUUUAACCGUGUCAUUAUUGUCAAUGUUAAGUUAGCCAAUGCAGCAUUACUUCAGAAACGUGAGGCUCUAGAGACACGGGGCGAACAAGAUGGCAAAAUGAAACUACAGAGAUCAACGACAGGAAGAUGUGGGUAAUUUACCAUAAAUAACUACAACAUGGAGGAACAUAACCUGGUGACUGUAAUGCCUUGCACACCCCCACUCUUAUGACACCAACAGGGAGAUAUGGGCUUCCUCAGACUGGUGGUCAGAAUCAUGGGUAGGAUCAGUACUUUCCGGUCCUAUCAGUUUGUGCUUCUGCUCGCUGCUGCGCUUGCUGUUGCAGCUUUUUACUACUUCGGCUCAGAGAGGCAGAACUUCUCCAGCACCACAAAGAGGAUCAAGCAGACCCAGUCCACACACAACACCAACAGAAACGAUGCAGAUUUAACUGUGGACACCAGGCUCUCACCCAAAGAUGUAUCUGAGGAGCAGGGAGAGGAACAGCAAGAUGUGGGAGGAGUGAGCGAAGAAUUUAGGCCCGGGAAGGGAGAGAUUGGUGGCUCUGGUGACCAACACUACCACGCACUCAUGAUGUUCACCAAGGUGGACAAAAGUCGGAGUCUGCAGGACAAGUUCAGAGUGGCAAUGUUGUCUAUGGUGAAGCACGGAGAGUUCAUGGAAGGAGAGGUGUUGGUCCUUCAUUUUGUGAGCGAUCCAGCCAGCAAAGAACUGGGAGAGAAGAUGCUGCAGGAAUUUCUCCUUGAUGCAACGUUUAAGUAUGAGGUGUUGUUCCAUGACGUGGUUGAUCUCACACACAAGCUGUUCCCCAUCGUAGAGGCCAUGCAGAAGUACUUCAGCGCCGGCUCUGGGGCUUACUACAGCGACGCCAUUUUCUUCCUGUCUGUUGCCAUGCAUCAAAUCAUGCCUGAAAGUCUGACGCGCAUAGUGCAGCUUGACCUGGAUCUGAAAUACAGGACCAACAUCAGGGACCUUUUUAAAGAAUUUGACCGGUUUCCUCCAGGAGCGGUGAUAGGCAUCACCAGAGAGAUGCAGCCCGUCUACAGACACACCUUCUGGCAGUAUCGUAAGGAGAACCCUCGGACCAGAGUGGGCGACCCUUCCCCUGAGGGGCUCCCGGGCUUCAACAGCGGGGUAAUGUUAUUGGACCUUGGUGCUAUGAGGGAGUCGGCUCUCUACAACCAACUGUUGAAGCCCAGCAAUGUGGCCAAGCUAGCAGACCAGUAUCGCUUCAGGGGCCACCUGGGGGACCAGGACUUCUUCACCAUGAUCGGUAUGGAGCACCCGGAGCUGUUUUACCCCCUGGCCUGUGGGUGGAACCGGCAGCUGUGCACCUGGUGGAGGGACCACGGGUACGGAGACGUGUUUCAGAUGUAUUAUCGCUGCGAAGGACUUGUCUAUAUCUACCAUGGCAACUGUAACUCCCCUAUACCAGAUUACUGAUGUAAACACUGGACUGAUGUUGGAACUGAAAAGGUGUCAAUGACAUCGGCAAUAUCGUUCAAAGGAAAUGUUUUCCUGCUUUGGAAGAUAGGAUCAUGACUUUAAUGACAGUUUCCUGUCUUGACCACUGAGCUGCUGCUAUAGUCGCAGACUUUGCCCCCUGCUGGUCAAGGGGCCACUGAAGGGCCCACCCAUACACAACUUCUACAAAUGUUGUGUUCAUCUGUGUCAUUUUAGAAUACAUUUUGACACUCAGGCCGAACACAGCCCUGUGUUUCAGGAAUGCAGGAGAUACAAUAAUAAGGGUGGGAUUCUUCAGGUACAGAGAUGAUGAAAUAUGAUCUAUGAAGUUCAGAUCUAUUAAUUUACAGGCUAAAAAGUCAAAAAAUGCUGAUCACGUUACAAAAUAAUAAACCCAGAAGACGUUGUAGUCUGUAAUUGAUUGGCUGAAUGAUGUGGCAUUGGGGAGAUGGGGUCCGUGCAGGGGCCCUCUGCAUGGCAUAGUGCUGCAGCCAUGCAUGAAUUAUCGUUUUUUAAAUACAGGGCUAAUGUCAGUAUGAAUGAGGCCUAAUGCGUCAUACAUUGUCAUUGUCAAUGCCAAAAAGUAUUUUGUCCUUUCAAUUGAUUGUAUAUUAUUUGAUUUCUAUACAUAUUGUUAAUUGUUUUGAGAAGAAUAUAUAAUAGUAUAAGUGAUUAUUUGUUCUACUUAAUAACAAGGAAUUAAUAUUGCUGACAAAGGUUGGAAUGUUAUCUGCAAUAAAUAUAGGGUCAGCAAAUGUGAUAAAUAGUAUUAACAAAAAGAGUAUUGUACCUUUUGAUUCCCAGCACCUCAAGCUUUCCAUAUUGGCCCCUAAGUCCCCUAUGUCACCUUUUCCUCCGACAGCACCACACCAGGGGAAGGCUCAUCUGGCACCUUUUACACUCCUCUGUGGCUGGUAGAACAGGAGGGGUUUAUUUCCCAGCCGUCUGAAUUCUACACAUUUCUGUAAAACACAGGGAAAAAAAUCCCAUCAGAGUAUAGACGUGGCCAGGGAGAUAAUAGUUAAGAAUGAUGGCUGAUAUAAAUAUUCAGAAGCCAAACACACACACACACACGUUGGAAAACUGAGCCACACCAGAGUUUUCUUGCUCUGCUCACUGAACUGCUACUCCGAUUCCCAGAAAUGUUAACACUCGAUAUUCAUCAGUCAAGAAAUUGUCUGAGGUGAUGCACAUUAACUCACACGUGCACACAGAGGGAAGCAGCUUAGUGGCUGGCACCUUCAGUCGAGUUGGAGGAAGGCUACUGAAGACUCGUGAGAAUUAACAUUAUCCCAAAUCAAUUCGCUUCCCUUGAAUUCACCCUGAAGCUGGUCAAUAGUUUUUCGUGGCUCUUUCAGAACAACUCUUUUGUCUUCUUAGCUCUCAAAAAAUAGAGUAAAUACUGAAAAACAACUCUCAGUCCCUAAUUGCACUUUACAACUUUAAAAGGGUUUUUGUUGACUAGAUGAUGGUAAAUUGAUAUUCCUGAAUUAUUUAUCCUUUUUUUAAAGACCAGUCCAAUGGUUUUGUAAAUGUUGGCCCAUAAUCUAAUUAAUGCAAAUAUGUAGCUUUGGAUAUAUUACCUACUUUAUUUCCUGCAGUAAUUGCUUCCUAUUUCUUCCAUGACAUUUUGAAGAUUGCAGAGACUCACUGAUUUGACAAAACAUAAUCCUGUUGUGUUGCUGUGGAACAUCUUAUAGUUAUAAGAGUGGUGUAUUUGAGGAAACAGAUAGGAUAAACAUCUGCUAAUUAUAGUGAUCCUGGAAUGAAAAUGCAGACAUGGACACUGUGAAAAGGUCUAAUGAAUUUGGAUUGUUCCUUUUAAGAUAUUCAGCUACCAAGUCUCAACUCUCCUGCCGUUAUGAGCAUCUUUUUAUGCAGGUAGAUUACGUUGUCCCUGCUUACAACUGCUUUACCAAUGUGACCAAGCAAUACAAUUAACAAUUCAAUGUGAUGGAUAACAUGGUCCUAAAUACAUUUAGAAAAGCUGACUUUCUAAACAUAUUGUAAAGAAUCUAAACCACUGGAGAAAGAGAGAGGGGAAACUCUGUAAAAUGUGCAUUGAUCUGGUGGUACCUUUCUUUCUCAGUAUCCUUGUGCUGUUCAAUCACUACUUUGUAAACAUUUAGUUGUAUGGGUCCAUAAUAUAACAUGGGAAUUGCUGGGAAGUUUCCUGGAAAUAACUGUAACGUGUUUACUAAUAAUAGGGGAAAUAUGCAUUUCCUUGAACAGACUACUCUAUUUAAAUCAAAGUAAAUAUGUACUCAUUUAUCAUUCAUCACACCCAGUCCAAUGCUUCAGUGUGAAAAAGGAUACAUGUAAAAGGGCUAACAGAUGUUUGCACAUUAGCGUAAUUACUGUAAAUGUUCCAAACCUCGCUUAGCAAACAUUUGACAGAUUAGAAAGCUGCUGUGUUGAAAGGCAUUUUUACAUGAAGCCAAACAUUGGUUAUGUGCUUUUUAAAAGAGUGUUUGAACUCAACAACCUUUCAUGGAUGAGCUUCCUGUGACACAGUAAACAGUAAACUUCCUGUUUGUCUUUACAUUAUUUCCCAAUUUUGUAAUUUAGUUUUUUUGUGUGUGAUCAGCUUUUUCAAAUAAAUGAUAUGAUGAGUUCUCUCUA
Molecule: messenger RNA, 4405 nt
Organism: Trematomus bernacchii (emerald rockcod)
Lineage: Eukaryota; Metazoa; Chordata; Actinopteri; Perciformes; Nototheniidae
Gene: xxylt1
Product: xyloside xylosyltransferase 1
Exons: 5
Coding region: 545-1762 (405 amino acids)
Molecular function (GO): UDP-xylosyltransferase activity
Source: RefSeq, a predicted model, not a curated record